CUUUUUUUCAAGAAAUUAUGGCGAACGGGAUUCCGAUGAGAUUUAAGAGGAUGUCGACGGUCUCUGAGAGCAGCGGCAGCGAACACUCGCCGGAAGGGUCGAUGAAUCUCUCCGAUUUGGUCAAUUCGUUCAUCGAGAGAGAGGCAGAGAAUAAUGAAGAUGAUAUAGAAUUGAGUGAAUCAGAGACAGAAAUCCAUUCAUAUUCCGCCAUGAAGAUGGAAUUAAGAAGCUUAUUGGGAAACAACCAUCAAUUUAAAGAAGAAAUACAAGCAGAGAUUUGUGAUUUGAUUGGAAGUUCUUCAUCAGAAAGAAAACGCAUUUUGAUGAACAGAUUGCGUAACAGAGGAUUUGAUGCAGGUCUCUGCAAAUCGAAAUGGGAAAGAACAGGAAAACACCCAUCAGGAUCAUAUGAUUACAUAGACAUCAAAACAUCCGACAAUCGCUACAUAGUUGAAAUCGACAUUGGAAAUGAAUUCUCAAUUGCUCGACAAUCGAAACCAUACAGUUCAUUAUUGGAUCUUUUUCCUUCAAUAUUGGUCAUCAAGGCGGAUGAUUUGAAGAAGAUAGUGAAAUUGAUGAGCAAAGCAAUGAAGAAUUCUUUGUACAGUGUGGAAAUGUCAAUACCACCUUGGCGAACCAAUGGGUAUAUGAAAGCCAAAUGGUUUAGUGCGUUUAAGCGAACCAUUAACGAGUCCCCAUUACAAAAAGGGUCGUAUUUAGUUCCUGCGACUAAGCGAAGAUCAGAUGGAUUUGAGCCGGUGCCACUGAUUGUGUUCAAAGACUGCAAUUGUAGAAAGAAUUUGGGUGGUGGAAGAGUAGGACAACUAGCUUUGGCACUCAACAGUCCUGCAAUAUAUCUUUAGAUGCAAAUUUUGUUUUUGUUAUUGUCAAUUUUGAUCUUGAAUUGAGAUUUGUAAAUGUAACAGAUAACAUAAGACUGAAUAUUAAUUGAAAUUUCA
Impatiens glandulifera is the source of this 959-nucleotide messenger RNA. RefSeq lists its product as uncharacterized. NCBI's taxonomy places the organism in Eukaryota, Viridiplantae, Streptophyta, Magnoliopsida, Ericales, Balsaminaceae. The transcript is spliced from 2 exons. The record is from RefSeq and is a predicted model, not a curated record. The coding region runs from base 18 to 863 and encodes 281 amino acids.